Salarias fasciatus (jewelled blenny) is the source of this 2550-nucleotide messenger RNA. RefSeq lists its product as uncharacterized. Lineage: Eukaryota; Metazoa; Chordata; Actinopteri; Blenniiformes; Blenniidae. The coding region runs from base 109 to 2550 and encodes 813 amino acids. Gene Ontology annotation, molecular function: NAD+ poly-ADP-ribosyltransferase activity. Gene Ontology annotation, cellular component: cytoplasm. The transcript has 9 exons. The record is from RefSeq and is a predicted model, not a curated record.
UUUUGCUCCUGUGGUUGUGAGGUUUUAUCUGCAGGCACUGGCAGAACGACACAGACCAACACAGACCUUCACACUGCAGACGAAACUCCAUCUCACACAGAUUCCAUCAUGAGUGAACACCAAUGGGCCGAAGAAGACUUCUACCCACCCCCAGGGACCUUACGUAUGGAGCUCUCAGGCCCCGUUAACGGUCAAACCUAUGUGAUGUACCACGGUACCACCAGCUCCAACGCUGACCAGAUCCUGAGUUCUGGCUUCAGGCAGUCUUCUGACGGGAUGCUGGGUCAAGGAGUCUACCUGAGCAGGGACCUGGAGAAAGCCAGCCGCUACCCGAUCGGGCACCCUGAGUACGACAGGGUGGUCAUCAAGGUUGUGGUCAACGUGGGGAAGGUGAAACGCAUCGACUAUCAGCAACAUCCCCUCCAGAAAACCUGGCACAACCACGGCUACGACACCGCCUGGGUGCCGCCCAACUGUGGCAUGGUGCCCAGCGGCCUGGAGGAGAACUGUGUGUGGGACCCGGCCAGGAUCCGGAUCAUCGACACCAUCCGACCCAAGCCCAUCAGGGCUGCAAGCAUCCAGUACCCGCCCAGGAUCGGGUUCACCAUCGGCAUUCAGUAUCAAACUGGCUGCACAUACAUCCUGGAACAGAAACUGAGCCGCUUCAGAAGUUUUCCCAGCAGCUUCAGGGAAAGGCUCGACAGUUUUAUCUGCAGAUACUCAGAGAACAAUUCAGACCUUCACACUGCAGACGACACUCCAUCUCACACAGACUCCAUCAUGAGCUCAGGAAGUCAAUACCGAUGGGCCGAAGAAAACUUACAGCUGCCGCCCGGGACCUCUCGUAUGGAGCUCUCAGGCCCCGUUAACGGUCAAACCUACGUGAUGUACCAUGGCACCACCAGCUCCAACGCCGACAUGAUCCUGAGUUCUGGCUUCAGGCAGUCUUCUGACGGGAUGCUGGGUCGAGGAGUCUACCUCAGCAGGUCCCUGAAGAAAGCCAGCCGCUACCCGAUCGGGCACCCCGAGUACGACAGGGUGGUCAUCAAGGUCCUGGUCAAGGUGGGGAGGGUGAAAGCCAUCAACUAUCAGAAUCACCCCCUCCAGAAAACCUGGCACGACCAGGGCUACGACACCGCCUGGGUGCCGCCACGCUGCGGCAUGGUGAGAAGCGGCCUGGAGGAGGACUGUGUGUGGGACCCGGCCAGGAUCCGGAUCAUCGGCACCAUCCGACCCCAGCUCAUCAGCGGUGCAAGCAACCGAGUAAAUAACAGGGCGAACUAUAAAAUAAAGGGCUGCCUGCCACGUCUGCAAGACCAGGAGGCCCUCAAAAUGCAGGAUUGGGUUGUCAGGUCCUGCGUCUCAGCUCUGGCACGCCAGGUCGCUGGAAUGCUCACAGAGUGCCAGGACGAGGGAUCCCCAAUGUUCUGGCCUCAGGUGGCUGUCCACUCCAGGUUCCUGUGCCACUGUUGCAGCAGACUGGAACGAUGCAGAGAGAGGUUCUUCCCGGACCAGGUUCUCCAGGUUUGGAGUCGACCCUUUUGCAACAGAAGAGACUCCAUCAUGAGCUCAGGAGGCCAAUACGAAUGGGCCGAAGAAGACUUCUACCCACCGCCGGGGGCCUAUCGUAUGGAACUCUCAGGCCCCGUUGACGGUAAAACCUAUGUGAUGUACCACGGCACCACCAGCUGCAAUGCCAACAAGAUCCAGAGAUCAGGCUUCAGGCAGUCUUGUGACGGGAUGCUGGGUCGAGGAGUCUACCUGAGCAGGGAGCUGGAGAAAGCCAGCCGCUACCCGAUCGGGCACCCCGAGUACGACAGGGUGGUUAUCAAGGUUCUGGUCAAGGUGGGGAGGGUGAAAUGUAUCGACUAUAAGAAUCACCCACUCCAGAAAACCUGGCACAACCACGGCUACGACACCGCCUGGGUGCCGCCCAACUGUGGCAUGGUGCCCAGCGGCCUGGAGGAGAACUGCGUGUGGGACCCAGCCAGGAUCCAGAUCAUCGGCACCAUCCGACCCCAGCUCAUCAGGGCUGCAUCUGGCUGGAUGUACUACUCCAUAAUGAGCUCAGGAGGCCAAUACCAAUGGGACGAAGAAGACGUCUACCCACCGCCGAGGGCCUAUCGCAUGAAAAGCUCAGGCCGCUAUGGUGGUCAAACCUACGUGAUGUACCACGGCACCACCAGCUCCAACGCUGACAAAAUCCUGAGAUCAGGCUUCAGGCAGUCUUCUGGUGGGAUGCUGGGUCGAGGAGUCUACCUCAGCAGGGACCUGGAGAAAGCCAGCCGCUACCCGAUCGGGCACCCCGAGUACGACAAGGUGGUCAUCAAGGUCCUGGUCAAGGUGGGGAAGGUGAAACGCAUCGACCGCCAGAAACACCGCCUCCAGAAAACCUGGCACGACCACGGCUACGACACCGCCUGGGUGCCGCCCGACUGUGGCAUGGUGCCCAGCGGCCUGGAGGAGGACUGUGUGUGGGACCCGGACCGGAUCCAGAUCAUCGGCACCAUCCGACCCAAGCCCAUCAGUGCUGCAUCUAGCUGUACGUAG